Messenger RNA from Parascedosporium putredinis, 1458 nucleotides. Lineage: Eukaryota; Fungi; Ascomycota; Sordariomycetes; Microascales; Microascaceae. The record is from the annotation of a GenBank genome assembly.
AUGGCCACCGCCAUGCAGCGUGUGGAACCAUCGUCACUUCCGGGUGACCUCUGGAGUGCUCCAGGGCCAUCCUCCACCCGGACGGUUCCCGACACCAAGGAGAUAAGUGUGCCCAUGGAAGCAACCACAAAUCUUUCUACCCUUCCGCCUGAACUACGCCGAUCCAUUCUGCUUUGCCUUAUCGACCUUUGUCUGGAUGCCCCUCGCUCAACGCAUUACACGUCACCAGGCCUUGCGCCCUACGCUUCCGUUUGCCAGGAGUGGCAAGACGUGAUAGAACGCACCACCUUCUCCGAGAUCUACCUUUGCCUGGAUAGGCUCGACGAUUUCGAGAGGUACGUUGUCGGUGUAAGGCGCUUUCGACUCCGGACCAUUCUUUUGCAUGUGCGGGCUCCCUCUUAUCCUUGCGAGCCCUGCGUCCAAAAGGAAACGUUUGACGACAAGCUGCGCAUCAACCGCGUCUUCACCAACACCCUCACUCGCCUGUUUGAACUCAUGCACACCUGGUCGCGUGACGAGGUGACCCCUCGGGGCCUUCGUCUGGACUUGACCGUCUCCAGCCCCAGCGACCUCCGAAACGUCAAUUUGCAGCUGUGGCAAAAGCGCCGGUGGAACAAUCUGGAUAUCGGAGAACGGAGAUUCGCCGAUUCCGCCGUCGAUUUCGUAGGUUCGGACGACUAUCGUCCCAUUGUCAACAUCCUAAAGCCUGUCUACGUCAUCACGUCCUUCGUGUCCGAGGGUCUUUAUAGACGUGCCGUCAUGCCAACGGCGUAUUCCGAAAUCAUUGCCUCGUUGCCCAGUAUCCGCGAGGCCCAUCUCAACAUCAUGAAGGACAGGCAGCCCCAAGUACGCAAGCGCUGCUUCACUCAUUUUGAGGGCGACUCGGGGGACCACAUCUCGCGCUGCCUCCGCGACUUCUCUGCCGGCCUCCGGUCUCUCUACAUGGCCAAUCUUGUCAGCAUCAGGGCCUACCUUGAUCCCCUUUGGCCCGAGAACGAGGACGAUCGCGGCAUCAUCCCUGCCAAGCCUCCCGGCCUCCCAAGAUGUCGCGUCCUUGAGACUGUCGACUUGACAUACUCGUCUCUCCUGUACAAAAUCGAUUGGUACAGUGAGAACCCAGACUUCAACUAUCACUGCAAAGUGAAUGAGUUUCGUCAGAGCCUGGCCCUUGCCGCCGCCCGUUUCGCCAUCCACAUGCCGGCCCUCCAGUCAUUUACCCUGACCCAGCGUCCCAUGAUGUGGGCCGGCCGCCAUCGCCUACAAUACACUGUCGAGGAGAAGAAGGCCGUGUUACUCAUUUCAAGCUCUUUUGACUUUGAGCCGGCCCGCUUCGUCAUUGACGCGUGGACUGUGGUUGCCAAGAAGUGCGCGAACAAGCCGCUUGUGGUCAGGACGGAGAGGUUGGUGUCCUGCAAGCCUGACGGAAACCAGCCCAUGAUCCCGCCGGCUACGUUUUAA